Rhizophagus irregularis DAOM 181602=DAOM 197198 is the source of this 1982-nucleotide messenger RNA. RefSeq lists its product as uncharacterized. Gene Ontology annotation, molecular function: protein binding. The record is from RefSeq and is a predicted model, not a curated record. Gene Ontology annotation, biological process: carbon catabolite repression of transcription. Gene Ontology annotation, cellular component: cell tip; cell division site; nucleus. Lineage: Eukaryota; Fungi; Glomeromycota; Glomeromycetes; Glomerales; Glomeraceae.
AUAUUUAUGAUCUCUAAUAUUCUAUUUAAUUAGAAAACAAUAAGUUGAAAAAUCUACUGAAAUUUUUUAAAUGUUCAUUUAGGUGCAAAAAUAUAGGUUAAAUAGAAAUCAUUAGAAAAGUCGACAAUCUUAAACGCCACUUCGAACGAAUGUAAAGGCUUUUUAGUUGUAGAAGGACAGUAUACUCUAAGAGACGACAUUAUACUUGAUACUAGCGCACCAAAUUUGACCGGUGGGACGUUAGUUUCUGUAGUUUCGGUUAAAUACAAAGAAUACCCAACUCAGCCAAUUUCAUCCAAUGGAGAAAAUACUGUUGCUACAGUUGAUCGCGUUGGUGAACAAAUUGCUAAUAAUCGAUCUUCUGGUACAGAAAACACACUAGUGGUUGAUAUGGACGAUUCUUUAGAUUUAGAAAAGUUACAAUCACAUUCUGAACCUUUAUCACCAACUGUGGAAAGUAUUGGAUUUACUUUCACAAACCAAUUAUCACCGAUGUUAAAAUCUCCCUUGAAUAGCUUGAAUAGUAAUGGAUCAAUUCCAACAUCAAUCGAGGGAAAGAAGGAGGAUGAUAUGUUUUCAUUUUUCAAUCCUGUGAAGCGAAAAAAAGCAAGGAGUAAUAUUACCAAGACGACAUCAUCAUUUGUGGCAAAAAUUAUUCAGAAUGAUAAUUUAACAAAGAUAUUAGCGAAUCGACAGAAUGAAGAUACAUAUUUAUUUUUUAACUCGGGACGGACAUUUUGCUGGACUGAUUUGACAAAGCCAAAGGAACCUUUGUCUCGGGUAAUCUUUACCAAGGCACAUCCAAUAUGUCAUGAUGUGAAUCAGCUUACCCGCUCUUGUGACCAUUUGGAUGUUAUUAUCGGAUUUUCAUCUGGUGACAUUAUUUGGUUCGAUCCGCUAUGUAAUAAAUAUGAUCGACUUAACAAGCAGGGAGUAAUAAAUAAUUCAUCUGUUACUAUGGUUAGAUGGAUGCCAGGAUCUGAAAAUCUCUUUAUGGCAUCUUAUUCAGAUGGAUCGAUAAUUAUAUAUGAUAAAGAAAAAGAUGAUCAAUCAUUUACUGCAUCUACAGGAAAUGAAGAAGAAAGAUUCCGUGUAUCACGACCAUCUAAAAAUGCUAAGCAUAAUCCUGUAUCACAUUGGCAAGUUUCGAAGAAAUCCGUAACAGCGUUUGCAUUUUCUCCUGAUUGUCAACAUGUUGCAAUUGUGUCCGUGGAUGGCUGUCUACGAAUAAUAGAUUUUGUACAAGAAACUUUAUACGAUACAUACAGUAGUUACUUUGGUGGGCUCUUGUGUGUAUGUUGGAGUCCUGAUGGUAGGUAUGUAUUGACAGGCGGUCAGGAUGACCUGGUUACCAUAUGGGCUUUUCGAGAACAACGUAUUGUAGCACGAUGUCAAGGACAUCAGUCCUGGGUAACUGGGGUGUCUUUUGACCCCUGGAGAUGUGACGAACGUAAUUAUCGCUUUGGUUCAGUAGGAGAGGACACAAAAUUAUUAUUGUGGGAUUUCAGUGUGAGCGCGUUACACAAGCCUAAGAGCCCGGGUAGUCACCGUAGGGCUAGUUUAGCAUCGCAAUCACAUGCAACUACAGUCGCGUUAAGGCGAAAUAUAGUUGAACAUGAGCUUACAAAAAACACGGUUCAUCCAUGUUUACCCAGAUCAGAAGUGGCUAUUUUACAACCAGUUAUGGCAAAGUCAAUUGAUUCUGAUCCAUUAUGUUCAAUAACAUUUCGUGAAGAUUCCAUCAUAACAACCUGCCGAAAGGGACAUAUUAAAUUUUGGAUAAGACCCUCUUAAAAAAACAUUACAUUUAAGUAUAUCAAGGUAAAGAAAAUUUGAUUUGAUGACAUUUAUGAAUAUCUCUUGAAGUGUAUUGUAGUGGUUGAGGUUUCAAGGUGUGUUUAUUAUAUUUUUCUUACUUCACUAUCAAUUAUACUUAUUUAAUUUUAUAAUUUGUCUUUAGAUUUAAUAUGAUUAUUAUUUUA